AUGGAGUCUGUCUGUCUGUCUGUCUCUCUCCCCCUCUCUCUCUUUCUCUCUCUCUCUCAUUUUCUUCUCAUCUACCUCUCUCUCUCCACCCUCUUUCCCUUCAAUCUCUUUCUCUCUCUAUCUACCUCCUUUCUCUCUUUUUUAAAACUGCACUUGUGUAAACGCUUAUGUUCGCACUCAAUCCAAAAAAUCCAUUUUCGCGCCAAACAGGCUCCAAAUUUGGCUUUUGCAUUUUCUACAGCUGACCCCAGCAUUUUCUUUUACAACAAACCACAGCAUGUUCUCUACAGCUGCCCCAGAAUUUUUCUACAGAUGACCCCAGCAUUUUCUCUACAAGGACCCCAGUAUUUUCUAUACAGCCGACCCCAGCAUUUCUCUACUGCGGACCCCAGCAUUUUCUAUACAGCCGACCCCGUAUUUCUCUCUCAGCGGACCCCAGAUUUUUUUUGUACAGCCGACCCCAGCAUUUCUCUACUGCGGACCCCAGCAUUUUCUAUACAGCCGACCCCAGUAUUUCUCUACAGCGGACCCCAGAUUUUUUUAUACAGCCAACACCAGCAUUUCUCUACAGCGGACCACAGCAUUUUCUAUACAGCUGACCCCAGCAUUUCUCUUCAGCGGACCCCAGCAUUAGGCUUUCGCAAUGAUUUCUAA
This is a messenger RNA of Acanthosepion pharaonis, 654 nucleotides long. The record is from the annotation of a GenBank genome assembly. Lineage: Eukaryota; Metazoa; Mollusca; Cephalopoda; Sepiida; Sepiidae.